AUGCAGUCCUCUCCAAACAUGCUCACCAAGUUUGAGUCUAAAUCCUCCAGAGCCAAGGGAAUCGCAUUCCACCCAACACGACCAUGGAUUCUCGUCUCCCUUCACUCCUCUACCAUCCAGCUAUGGGAUUACCGCAUGGGAACUCUCAUUGACCGGUUCGAAGAACAUGAUGGCCCCGUCCGAGGCAUCGACUUUCACCCAACCCAACCCCUGUUUGUGUCCGGUGGUGAUGACUACAAGAUUAAGGUCUGGAACUACCAGACUCGGAGGUGUCUGUUCACACUGAAUGGUCAUUUGGACUAUGUGCGCACGGUUUUCUUCCACCCCGAACUCCCGUGGAUCCUGUCUGCGUCCGAUGACCAGACCAUUCGAAUCUGGAACUGGCAGAACCGAUCACUGAUCUGUACUAUGACCGGCCACAAUCACUAUGUUAUGUGUGCUCAGUUCCACCCCACCGAGGACCUCAUUGCUUCCGCCUCCCUGGAUCAGUCCGUUCGCAUCUGGGACAUCUCCGGCCUGCGGAAGAAGCACUCCGCCCCGACCUCGAUUUCCUUCGAAGAUCAGAUGGCCCGCGCCAAUCCCAAUCAGGCCGAUAUGUUUGGGAACACCGAUGCUAUUGUGAAAUUUGUACUGGAGGGUCAUGAUCGUGGUGUCAACUGGGUGUCAUUCCACCCCUCCUUGCCACUAAUUGUCUCAGCAGGCGAUGAUAGACUCAUCAAACUAUGGCGGAUGAGUGACACCAAGGCAUGGGAAGUCGAUACCUGCCGUGGCCAUUUCCAGAACGCCUCCGCCUGUCUGUUUCACCCGCAUCAAGACCUCAUACUCUCCGUCGGCGAAGACAAGACCAUUCGUGUGUGGGAUCUUAACAAGCGCACUUCCGUCCAAUCCUUCAAGCGUGACAUGGACCGAUUCUGGGUGAUUGCCGCUCACCCCAAGAUCAACCUGUUCGCCGCCGGUCACGACACUGGUGUUAUGGUAUUCAAGCUUGAGCGUGAACGACCUGCUUCCGCUGUUUACCAGAACCAGCUGUUCUACAUCACCAAAGAGAAGCAUGUCAAGUCUUACGAUUUUGCCAAGAACGUCGAAUCUCCUCCGAUGCUUUCGCUGCGUAAACUCGGCUCGCCCUGGGUUCCUCCUCGCACAGUUUCCUACAACCCGGCGGAACGUGCCAUUCUCGUCACAUCCCCUACCGACAAUGGUACCUAUGAGCUUAUUCACCUACCUCGGGAUGCCACUGGUGCUGUUGAGCCCACCGACGUGAAGCGCGGCCAGGCCACUUCUGCGGUCUUUGUGGCCCGCAAUCGCUUUGCAGUGUUCAACCCCUCUAGCCAACAGGUUGACAUCAAGGAUCUCAGUAACUCGACAACCAAAACUAUCAAGCCCCCUGCUGGCACCACCGACAUCUACUUUGGCGGCACCGGCUGCUUGCUUUUCAUCACUCCCACAACCGUGACUCUCUUUGAUAUCCAACAGAAGAAGCAGCUGGCAGAACUUACUGUUAGCGGUGUGAAGUAUGUCGUUUGGUCCAACGAUGGUCUAUACUGUGCCCUGCUCAGCAAGCACAAUGUCACUAUUGUCACCAAGACCCUUGAGCAAGUCAGCACCCUGCAUGAGACUAUUCGUAUUAAGAGCGCAACCUGGGAUGACUCCGGCGUGUUGAUCUACUCGACUUUGAACCACGUGAAGUACUCCCUUCUUAACGGUGACAAUGGAAUUAUUCGCACUCUUGACCAAACUGUGUACCUCGUCCGCGUUAAGGGUCGCAAUGUUUACUGUCUAGACCGUAAUGCUCAGCCUCAAAUCUUUUCGAUUGACCCCACCGAAUACCGAUUCAAAUUGGCCCUGGUUAAGCGGAACUACGAUGAGAUGCUCCAAAUUAUCAAGACCUCGAGCUUGGUUGGUCAAAGUAUCAUCUCAUACCUGCAGAAGAAGGGUUAUCCGGAGAUCGCUUUGCAGUUCGUGCAAGAUCCUCAGACUCGUUUUGACCUGGCUCUGGAAUGCGGUAACCUGGAAGUUGCUAUCGAGAUGGCCCGCGAGCUUGACCGACCCAACUUCUGGAGCCGACUUGGCGCCGAGGCUUUGGCUCAUGGUAACCACCAGACUGUUGAGAUGACCUAUCAGAAGCAGCGCAAUUUUGACAAGCUGUCCUUCCUCUAUUUGUCCACCGGUGACAGGGAAAAGCUUUCUCGUAUGGCCAAGAUUGCCGAGCACCGUGGUGACUUUACUUCUCGCUUCCAAAACGCUAUUUAUCGUGGCGAUGUCGAGGACCGUAUUGAGAUGUUCAAGGAAGUUGACUUAUACCCGCUGGCCUACCUGACUGCCAAGUCGCAUGGCCUGACUGAGGAGGCCGAGUCCAUUCUUGAAGCCUGUGGUCUAACAGAGGAUCAAAUUGCGCUCCCUUCGCUCGAGGAGCCGUUGAAUGUUCCGCAACCCUUCGUCCCUACUUUCAAGUCUAACUGGCCUGUCAAGGCUGCCGGUCACUCCUCGUUUGAGAAGGCUCUCCUUGGCGAGGUUGGUGCCGAGGAAGAGGUAACUGGCGCGGAUGGCUUCGACGUGGACGAAGACGAGCAAGAGGCCGUUCUUGCUAAGGAUACUCUGGAUGAUGACGAGGAGGAUGCGUCUGGUUGGGAUAUGGGGGAUGAUGUUAAUGUGGAGGAAGAUGUUGAGUUCGUCAACGUGGAAAGCACCGAGGCUGGUGCCGGUAGCUCAGAGGCCGAUCUGUGGGCUCGCAACUCGCCUUUGGCUGCUGAUCAUGUCGCUGCUGGUUCCUUUGAUACCGCCAUGCAGCUACUCAACCGCCAAGUCGGCGCGGUUCAGUUCGCGCCUCUAAAGGACCGCUUCCUUGAGGUCUACAAGUCUUCUAAGACCUACCUUCCUGCGUCUGUUGGCUUGCCGCCGUUGGUCAACUAUGUCCGGAGAACCACUGAUGAGACAGAUAGCCGCAAGGUUCUGCCUAUCAUUCCCCGGGAUUUGGAGACUGUUGCCAGCGUUGACCUGCAAGAGGGCUACGCCGCCAUGCGCUCAAACAAACUGGAAGAAGGUGUGAUGACUUUCAAGAAGAUUCUUCACACUCUUCUCGUCAACACUGUUUCGUCUGAGAGCGAGGUGGAACAGGCCAAGAAGAUUAUCUCUACCGCACGGGAAUACAUCCUGGCUAUGUCAAUCGAGCUUGAGCGCCGGUCUCUCUCCACUGACACCCCCGAGGGCCUCAAGCGCAGCCUCGAGCUCUCGGCCUACUUCACCAUCCCUAAGCUGGAGGUAGCACACAGGCAGUUGGCUCUGAUGGCUGCCAUGAAGCUUGCCUUUGCCAACAAGAACUACAACUCUGCCCUGGGGUUUGCCAACCGGAUGCUGGCCAACGGCGGCUCUCCCAAGCUUCUGGAGCAGGCCAAGAAGAUUAAGGCUCAAUGCGAGCGAAACCCACAGGACGCGAUCGAUAUUGACUUUGAUCAGUUUGCCGAGUUUGAUAUCUGCGCUGCCUCAUACACCCCGAUCUUCAGCGGUUCGCCUUGUGUGACCGAUCCCUUCACCGGUGCGAAGUACCACGAGCAAUACAAGGGCAGUGUCUGCCGGAUAUCGGAGGUGUCGGAGAUUGGUGCGCCGGCCAGCGGCCUGCGCUUGUUUGUUCCGGGUCAAUUUUAG
Penicillium macrosclerotiorum is the source of this 3642-nucleotide messenger RNA. RefSeq names its product coatomer subunit alpha. Gene Ontology annotation, biological process: intra-Golgi vesicle-mediated transport; intracellular protein transport; retrograde vesicle-mediated transport, Golgi to endoplasmic reticulum. The transcript has 7 exons. Gene Ontology annotation, molecular function: structural molecule activity; protein binding. The record is from RefSeq and is a predicted model, not a curated record. Gene Ontology annotation, cellular component: COPI vesicle coat. Bases 1 to 3642 code for a protein of 1213 amino acids. NCBI's taxonomy places the organism in Eukaryota, Fungi, Ascomycota, Eurotiomycetes, Eurotiales, Aspergillaceae.